Messenger RNA from Oncorhynchus mykiss (rainbow trout), 2428 nucleotides. RefSeq names its product calcium voltage-gated channel auxiliary subunit gamma 5b (gene cacng5b). Lineage: Eukaryota; Metazoa; Chordata; Actinopteri; Salmoniformes; Salmonidae. Gene Ontology annotation, molecular function: channel regulator activity; voltage-gated calcium channel activity. The record is from RefSeq and is a predicted model, not a curated record. Gene Ontology annotation, cellular component: postsynaptic density membrane; AMPA glutamate receptor complex. Gene Ontology annotation, biological process: postsynaptic neurotransmitter receptor diffusion trapping; neurotransmitter receptor internalization; regulation of AMPA receptor activity.
CGCGCAGCGAUGAUAUCAAUCACCAUGGCACGAAGCGUCUGAGUUGAGCUGAGCAGGACAGCUACGUGCUGGUGCGGUCUGCGGAUAUGUCCGUCGUCAGUAGUGAGUGAGUGAGGUCGCCUGCUAAAUCCUAGGAGCUCUAGAGGAAGCGCACCUUCAUGCCAAGAAGCGAGUGGCUACGGUGUGCACCUCCGUCCGUCUUGUCUGUUUACCCAGCGGCGCUCCAACACUUUUUGUUACUGUCUGUGAGGGGUGCAGAUGAAGACACACAUAGGAGGGAGAACUACUGAGAGAGAACCCAGACUCAUCCUACGCACACAGAUCUGAGAUCUGACCUCUCACCUCUGACCCAGUGCCCCCUACUGGUGCGGACCACCUCUGAUCCUACCGUGAUGAGCGCGUGCGGCAGGAAGGCUCUGGCAUUGCUGAGCAGCGUGUUUGCGGUCAGCGGGCUGGGGCUUCUGGGAGUUGCGGUCUCUACAGACUACUGGCUGUACCUGGAGGAGGGGGUCAUCCUGCCCGUGAACCAGACCACUGACAUCAGGACCUCCCUGCACUCUGGACUCUGGAGAGUCUGCUUCCUGGCAGGUGAAGAGGCAGGUCGCUGUUUCACCAUCGAGUACAUCAUGCCCAUGAACUUACAGCUGACCUCUGAGUCCACAGUCAGUGUACUUAAGAUGAUUCGUUCAGCCACUCCGUUUCCUCUGGUCAGUCUGUUCUUCAUGUUCAUCGGCUUUGUGCUAAACAACAUCGGACACGUCCGACCUCAUCGCACCAUCCUGGCCUUUGUCUCCGGAAUCUUCUUUAUCCUUUCAGGUCUGGCUCUGGUGGUAGGUCUCGUGUUGUAUAUAUCCAGUAUUAAUGACGAGAUGUUGAACAGGACUAAGAGCAGUGAGUCCUACUUCAGCUACCGGUACGGCUGGUCCUUCGCCUUCGCUGCCAUCUCCUUUCUGCUCACUGAGAGUGCGGGCGUCAUGUCCGUCUACCUGUUCAUGAAGCGCUACACAGCCGAGGAAAUGUACCAGCGCCACCACCCCGGCUUCUACCGGCCACGCCUCAGUAACUGCUCUGACCACUCCGGUCAGUUCCUGCACCCGGAGACCUGGGCACGUGGACGCAGCCCCUCGGACAUCUCCAGCGAAACCUCACUCCAGAUGAGCACCAGCUACCCGGCCCUGCUCAAGUGCCCCGACUACGACCAGGUCUCCUCCUCACCCUGCUGAAGGGGUCAUAUCAGGUCAGGGCAGGUCGCCAAGGUCAAGGGUGAGAAGUCAUAGGUGAUGUUGCUUUUCGAUACUGAUCUAAGAUCAGCUUUCUUUUUUAAGUUAUCUGGAGUCUGUGGAGGGUUGCUGGGAAGUUGCUGGGUGUGGAUAGAACCUCCCGCCUGUUUACUGGGAGAUCAGUCCCAAUAGAUAUACAGGGAAGCCUCUGUCUCUUUAUUUUCUUGUUGUUCGUUCCCAUUGUGAUGCUGUGCCCUGGACCCUGUUUGAAAACGUCUAUGAUUGCUGCUGAGGCAACAGUUGAUGCCGCUGUGCCACAUCUUACCUACAGAUGGCAGCAAAGUGCAGAGUUUUUUCAGGAGUAUUCACUUCUCACCUAUUUUCUAUUAUAUCUGGAUACUUACUGCCACUGAUUAGUUAACUUGACGAGGACCAAACUAACAUUUACACAAAUGUUUGAACGGGAACAAUACAUGUCACUAUAUUAAAGCUGCAAUCAGCAGUUGAAACAAUAACAAAGUGAACUCCCAUCCCUUUUAGGUAAAAAGCUGAGGAAUGGGGCUAGAGAAAUGUAACCACUCUCAAAUUCAUAGACAGAGCUAUGGAUGCAAGGACUGGCCAUCCAUGAUAUCUAAAUUAUUGUUACCAUGUUUUGAAGGUAUAUAGUGUUUGUUUACAAACACUGGAGUGAAACAAGCUUUUAUUUUGGUUUCCGAUUGUUAUGACAGUUGAACUAAGCAUAUGAGGCAUUUGUAAUAUUAUAACAUUAUAUUCUUAAGAGGUCCAAAAAUGGAUGAAACAACUGCAGAUUGCACCUUUAAACGUGUAUGUGUGAUAUGUUAAAUUGUGUAGUUUGCUUCAUGUUGGAGUUUUUUGAUGUGUCCCUGCUGGCUCACGGAUCUGCCAACAUGACGUUUUCAUGUUAUGGAAUCUCCUCCCAGACAAUGCUUUGUUUAUGUAUCAUGUAAAAAUGAAUUAUUUGAAAAGUAAUUGGUAUUCACUCUUAGAAAGAUUGUUUAUACAUGCAUAUGGAUAACUGUUGUACAUUGUAUGAAUAUACCGAACCAUUGUCAAAUGUGUAGUCGCUGCUUAAAAUGAUUCAUUCUGAGUGUCAGCUUCAUGCCGUCGGCAUAGCAACUGUUACAAACUGUACAAUAUCUGGAGAAUAUAUAAAUGUGGGAAAUAAAUAGACUUUGUGAAAUCUUUUU